Solanum verrucosum is the source of this 1404-nucleotide messenger RNA. Its product is annotated as putative MO25-like protein At5g47540. The transcript is spliced from 11 exons. Bases 231 to 1256 code for a protein of 341 amino acids. The record is from RefSeq and is a predicted model, not a curated record. Gene Ontology annotation, molecular function: protein serine/threonine kinase activator activity. Gene Ontology annotation, biological process: intracellular signal transduction. NCBI's taxonomy places the organism in Eukaryota, Viridiplantae, Streptophyta, Magnoliopsida, Solanales, Solanaceae.
CUUACUAAAAAAAUGUUAGAUCCGUGAUAAUAUUUCGGGGUGUGGGGCCCAAUCAGAUUCAACUGAAAACAGGAAUCUGCUGUAGCUUCGGUGCACAGAGAGCUAACGGAGCAGAUCGGUGGUUCAACAGUCUCCGGUCGCCGGCGGUAUCAGUAGUAGCGGCAGCGGCAGCGGCAGCUUUGUCGCUACCGGAAAAUAGAAUCGGCGCCGGAGACACAGGUCGGGUGAAGAUGAAGGGUUUAUUAUUCAAAUCAAAGCCGAAAACUCCGGUUGAACUUGUUCGUCAGACUCGUGAUCUCCUUAUCUAUACACAGCGUAAUUCUGAUAUUCGCGAGAGCAAGCGAGAAGUAAAGAUGAUGGAGUUAAGCAAGACAAUGCGAGACUUAAAGUGUGUUCUUUACGGGAAUGGUCAAUCAGAACCUGUCUCUGAUGCUUGUUCUCAGCUGACUCAAGAAUUCUUUAGAGAAGACACUCUACGGCUGCUGAUUAAUAUUCUUCCAAAACUGAAUUUAGAGGCUCGUAAAGAUGCUACUCAAGUAGUUGCAAAUCUGCAAAGACAACAGGUUCAAUCGCGGUUGAUUGCUUGUCAUUACUUGGAAGCAAACAUUGAUCUGAUGGAUAUAUUAGUAACAGGGUAUGAGAAUACAGAAAUGGCUUUGCAUUAUGGUACGAUGCUAAGGGAAUGCAUUCGACACCAGAGUGUUGCAAGGUAUGUCUUGGAAUCAGAGCACGUGAAGAAGUUUUUUGAUUAUAUUCAGCUGCCAAAUUUUGACAUUGCUGCUGAUGCCGCUGCAACUUUUAAGGAACUCUUGACGAGGCACAAAUCAACAGUAGCUGAGUUUCUUUCGAAGAAUUAUGACUGGUUCUUUGCUGAGUAUAACUCCAAACUGCUAGAGUCCAGUAAUUACAUCACCAGAAGGCAAGCUAUCAAGCUGUUGGGAGACAUCCUGCUCGACCGCUCAAAUGCCGCAGUAAUGACGCGUUACGUUAGUUCAAGAGACAACUUAAGGAUCCUUAUGAAUCUUCUCAGGGAAUCAAGCAAGAGUAUCCAGAUAGAAGCAUUCCAUGUUUUCAAGUUAUUUGCUGCAAACAAGAACAAGCCUUCAGAUAUUAUUAGCAUCCUCGUCGCAAAUAGAAGCAAGCUUCUGCGCCUCUUUGCCGAUUUUAAGACUGAUAAAGAGGAUGAGCAAUUUGAGGCUGACAAAGCACAAGUUGUCAAAGAAAUUGCAGCCCUUGAAACCAAGGAACUCUCUUGAACUCAGUACUAGUUAGUUCCUAAGCUGUCAAGGUUAUGGCUCUGUGUGUGUAUAUGAAUGAUGUUUUUUCUCAACUGAACUUAGCUCUUGAAAUUAUUAAUUAACCUUCACUUUUUGUUUGUGGUUAUUUUGUCAUUUGUUUCCUUCA